AUGCUCGCCGCGAUCCUCGCGUCGCCGCGUCGGUCGCCGAACGGCGACGACGCGUCGUCCUCCUCCUCCUCCUCCUCCAUCCCGCGCGGCGUCCUCCCGCUCGUCCUCGGCGUCGCGCUCCUGAUCCGCGUCGCGACGUCCACGCAUCCGCACAGCGGAGAGAGCGCCCCGCCGUUGUACGGCGACUACGAGGCGCAGCGGCACUGGAUGGAGAUCACGACGUCGCUGCCGCUUCGCGAGUGGUACGUCCACGCGCCGGGAAAGGGGAACGACAUGAUGUACUGGGGCCUGGAUUACCCGCCGCUGACGGCGUAUCAGAGCUACGCGUACGGGAAGGUCAUCGGCGCGGUGGACCCGGAGACGACGGCGCUGAUGUCGUCGCGCGGGCACGAGUCGUACCGCUCGAAGCUCCUCAUGCGCCUCAGCGUGCUGCUGUCGGACGUCGUCUUCGUCUUCCCCGCGACGCUCCUCUUCGCGAGGGCGCACUACGCGCGCGAGUCGCCGGCGAGGAGGACGUGGGCGGUCGCGUUGGCGACGCUCGCGCCCGCGCAGAUCCUCAUCGAUCACGGGCACUUUCAGGCGCGUUCACGUCCACACUGGUUCCCAUACGACCGCUACAACGGGAUAUCCCUCGGGCUGACCGUCUACGCCGUCGCCGCCAUCGUCGCCGAUCACGAGCUGCUCGGGAGCGCGCUGUUCGCGCUCGCGAUGAACCACAAGCAGAUGAGCGCGUACUACGCCCCCGCGUUCUUCGCGUAUCUGCUCGGACGGUGCCUUCGCCGCGAGAGGCCGCUUCUCGAAAUUGUCAAGCUCGGCGCCGUCGUGAUCGGCGUCUUCGCGACGCUCUGGGCGCCGUUCUAUCUCUCCGGCGGCGCGGGCUGGACGGGCGUGCUCACCGUGCUCCGGAGGUUAGUUCCACUCCAGAGGGGGUUGUACGAGGAUUACGUCGCGAACUUUUGGUGCGCGACGGCGCCGGCGUUUAAGUGGAAGCGCGUCCUCUCCGUGCCGACGUCGGCGCGCGUCGCGACGUUCGCGACGAUCGCGGCGCUCCUCCCGAGCGCGCUCCGGACGAUAAAAACGCCCACGAAAGACGCGUUUCUAUGGUGCCUCUCGUGCAGCGCCUUCGCGUUCUUCCUCUUCAGCUUCCAAGUGCACGAGAAGAGCGCGCUGCUGCCGCUGCUGCCGGCGACGUUGCUGUCGCUGCGCGCGCCGACGCUAGCCGCGAGGCUGCCUCUCGCGGUGUGCUUCUCGUGCUACCCGCUGCUCGAGAGGGACGGGCUGUCGCUCGCGUACGUCGGCGUGAUGGGCGCGUUCGCGUCGGUGAUCGGCGGCGGCGCGCCGCCUCCUCCCAGCGGUGGCGGCGGCGGAGGAGGCGAAGGCGAAGGCGAGGGCGAGAGAGAGCGUCGGUGGUGGGGCCGCGUCGACGCCGUCUCCGCGGCCGCGUUCGUCGUCGCGCACGCCGCGGCGAUCUUCGUCCCGCCGCCGGCGUCGCUCCCGCAUCUCCACGCGCUCGCGUUCACGUCGUCGGCGUUCGUCUACUUCGCGGGCGCGGCGGCGUAUUGUCACGCGAGGUUGUGGGCCGAGACGGCCGCCGAGCGCGCGGCGAGCCGGAUCUUUGGUGAAACAAAAGAACGGUGCCGAGGCGACCCCGACGUCCUCCGGCGCGUAGGGGAGAAGUUUGCGGCGGCGGCGGCGGCGGGGGGGGAGGCGCGCGAUCGUCGCGGCGCGAGGGCGUCGACGAGGGCGAGGCGGAAGCAGCACGCGGAGUGA
Molecule: messenger RNA, 1770 nt
Organism: Micromonas pusilla CCMP1545
Lineage: Eukaryota; Viridiplantae; Chlorophyta; Mamiellophyceae; Mamiellales; Mamiellaceae
Exons: 3
Coding region: 1-1770 (589 amino acids)
Biological process (GO): protein N-linked glycosylation
Cellular component (GO): endoplasmic reticulum membrane
Molecular function (GO): dolichyl pyrophosphate Man9GlcNAc2 alpha-1,3-glucosyltransferase activity
Source: RefSeq, a predicted model, not a curated record